Messenger RNA from Oncorhynchus tshawytscha (Chinook salmon), 1073 nucleotides. RefSeq names its product EH domain-binding protein 1-like. The annotation marks the transcript as partial. The record is from RefSeq and is a predicted model, not a curated record. The transcript is spliced from 6 exons. NCBI's taxonomy places the organism in Eukaryota, Metazoa, Chordata, Actinopteri, Salmoniformes, Salmonidae.
ACGACCAGGAGUCACUCUCUGUGACCCUGUGUGUUUCAGACGACCAGGAGUCACUCUCUGUGACCCUGUGUGUUUCAGACUACCAGGAGUCACUCUCUGUGACCCUGUGUGUUUCAGACUACCAGGAGUCACUCUCUGUGACCCUGUGUGUUUCAGACGACCAGGAGUCACUCUCUGUGACCCUGUGUGUUUCAGACUACCAGGAGUCACUCUCUGUGACCCUGUGUGUUUCAGACUACCAGGAGUCACUCUCUGUGACUCUGUGUGUUUCAGACUACCAGGAGUCACUCUCUGAGUCUCCUUCAGGUCGUAGAAAGGCUCUGGCUAGCAGCAGCAUCAACAUGAAGCAGUAUGCCAGCCCCAUGCCCACACAGACUGACGUCAAGCUCAAGUUCAAGCCCCUCUCCAAGAAGGUGGUGUCUGCCACGCUACAGUUCUCCCUCUCCUGCAUCUUCCUCCGUGAGGGCAAGGCCACUGACGAGGACAUGCAGAGCCUGGCCAGCCUGAUGAGUAUGAAGCAGGCUGAUAUCGGCAACCUGGAUGACUUUGAGGAGGAGGACGAGGAGAAUGAGGAGAACAGGGCCAACCAGGAGGAGAAGGCUGCUAAGAUCACAGAGAUGGUAAAUCAGCUCAAUGCUCUCAGCUGCUUAGCCGGAGACCCUGAGGACUACUUCCUAAAGCUGGCUAGUAAAAGGCCAAGCAGCGCUCAGUCUCCCUCCCAAGAGCUGAUCAGUAAGCUGAACUUCCUGGAGGAGGAUCAGGACACGCCCCCUGCCCUCUGCUCCAAUCCCUUCGAAGAUCCGGCUGAUGAUGUUGAUGACCCCUCCCAUCUGGAACACACCAAUCACUUCAACCCGUUCGGUGAUGAUGAUGAUGAUGAGGCCUACUAUGUCCAGGAACCCUCCAACCCCUUCGACGAGGACGAAGUCAACACACACUCGCACACAGAGUACAACCCGUUUGACGAGCCCGACCAGGACCCAGACCUAGUCCCAGACCCUGACCCCCAGGGGCCCCAGCCGGAGGCUCCCAAACCCAGGGGAGGAAGGGGUCAGGCCGGUGGAUAUGAGCAA